Cryptococcus wingfieldii CBS 7118 is the source of this 804-nucleotide messenger RNA. RefSeq lists its product as hypothetical. The coding region runs from base 1 to 804 and encodes 267 amino acids. The transcript has 8 exons. NCBI's taxonomy places the organism in Eukaryota, Fungi, Basidiomycota, Tremellomycetes, Tremellales, Cryptococcaceae. The record is from RefSeq and is a predicted model, not a curated record.
AUGAUCAAGAUCGCCCAGCUCCUUGCUUGUGCUCUCCUCCUCCCCGCCUUGGUUCAAGGUCUUGCCAUCCCCGAGGGUCAGGCGGGUCUCAAGCGUACCAACGAUAAAGUGGAAUACGUCCGCAAUUUAAACGCAGGUGUCGAAGUUGCCCACAAGCGUGACAUUUUGGCUCGUCACAAGAACAAUGACAAUACUGCCACGGACACUGCUGCAGCUGCCGUCGACACCGCCGCGGCGGCGAGCGCCAACACCACCGAAGUGGCAGCAGACGCAAGCACCAACUCGACUUCUACAGACGUGGCUGGUAACGACGCGGCCGCCUCUGCAACUGGCGUUUCAGCGGCGACAAAGUCGGCCAAAAAUGCUCAAGCUCAGGCUACCACUGCCACUGGGGCUGCCGCCGCUAGCGACACUUCUACCACAGGGAACGCCACCAACGACAAGGCCGCCAAGAAGGCUGCCCAGGCCGCUGCCCAAGCCGCUGCUCAAGAGUCCACUGCUGCAGAAAACGGUGCAGCUACUGCUGCUGCCGGUACGGAUUCUGCUGCCGCUGCUGCGGCUACCGACUCCUCUGCUGCUGCUGGGACCGACGCUAGAGGGGCAACUUCCACUGCCUCUUCCGGUGGGGAUCUCCUCAGCCAGCUCACUGCGCAAGUAUUGUCCUUCAACUUUGCAAUCAUCACACUUACUCCUCUUAGCCUUCUCCAGGGUGGUGACGGUGCGGCUGGAGGUGCGGCCGGAGGGGCUGGUGCCGCCUUGGGAGAUGUCGCCAACGAUGUCAAGGGUUUGCUGGGAUCUCUCUAA